Messenger RNA from Apus apus (common swift), 2326 nucleotides. RefSeq names its product integrin subunit beta 1 binding protein 1 (gene ITGB1BP1). The transcript has 7 exons. Gene Ontology annotation, molecular function: integrin binding. The coding region runs from base 1715 to 1984 and encodes 89 amino acids. Lineage: Eukaryota; Metazoa; Chordata; Aves; Apodiformes; Apodidae. The record is from RefSeq and is a predicted model, not a curated record. Gene Ontology annotation, biological process: negative regulation of substrate adhesion-dependent cell spreading; negative regulation of focal adhesion assembly. Gene Ontology annotation, cellular component: ruffle; cell periphery; lamellipodium.
GGAGAGGGGCGGGAGGCGGGCGGCGCUGCCCGCCGGGCCCCCCCGAGCCGCCGCAGCCGGCAGGGCUCGGCGCUCCGGGCCGCCGCGCUGCGCGGGGGCAGCGCGGGGAGGAGGGGCCUGUGCUCGGGCAGGGCUGCUGAGAGCUGCUCUGCCGUCCGGUGCGCUCCGAAAGCUCCUGGAGCAGCGUCUGUUCAGUCGUGGCUUCCUCAGAGGCCGCUGCCCGCAGCAGCGACCCGCCCGGCGUGCGGGGCGCCGGGUCCGUGCGGGGCGCCGGGCCCGUGCGGGCGGCCGGGCGUGCCUGCCCCGCGGCUCCUGGCCUGCCCGGCAGCGAGUGGUUGCUGAGGGACAAGCCCGGCAGCGGUCUGGGGGCUGAGGCCCAGCGCUGCAUCCCGGACCCGAGCUCCUCCUCCUGCGUCUUCUCUUAGUUUCUGCAUUGCAAGCGGUCUUCAGCGCGCUGUCCUCCUCCUGUGUUCUCUUCCUUCCACCUGCUCAGAAUUCCUGAAGCUUUUUAAUGACAAUAUUCCUCCCUGAAGCUGGGAAGUAGUGCUACAGCACUCCCUGACUGGGAUCCAGCCUCCUGCUUCUCCACAUGGGCUGGCCGAAUGUGAAGGGGGGCAACAGAAGUGGUUGGGGAAGAUACAGGAAAAGUGCUUCUGGAGUAUUCUCAGAGCUCCCAGUAACUCAGCUCUAAGGCUGUAAAUGAAACGUGCAUCUCACUUUGAUUUUCAGGAACAUGUUAGGUAGUAAUGGCUACAAUCAGUUGUUCUUCAGAAGCAGGGCUUGUUUUGGUGUUGUGGUUUUUUUUAUGUAAUGGAACCUUUGGAGGAGGAAUUGCAUUGGAUGCACUUUGUAGGAUGCUUAGAUUGUGGUUACAAAUAAUAAAAAUAAUCUAAGGCUUUUAAAGUGGACAUGCUUCUUUCUAAACCUCUGCCUUCAUAUGCAUCAGAAACUGGCCUUUGCAACAGUCUGUAAACAAGGUAGCAGCAUUUUUUUAAUGAAUCAGAAGGUCAGGGAAAUUUUAGUAGAGAUCUUGAGGGACUUUCUCCCAUUACACAUGAAGAGCACCAGAGGAACAUUCCUACUUCUGUUCUCAGAAUUCUUUUCGAGUUUUCAGAUUUGGUCCCCUUUGGACAGAGUCACUCUGGUGUUUGCCAAUAAUUCCUUCCCUUGAUGAAAAUGACAGCUUUAAUUUUUAUUUUUCCUACCUAGAAGAUCUUCCUUGAAUCAAUUAUGAAAAAAUGUUUAGAAAAGGAAAAAAACGACACAGCAGCAGCAGCUCACAAAGCAGUGAGAUCAGUACUAAAAGCAAGGUUUUGGAAUGAUCAGUUGAAUAUUCUGGAUUUUCCAAGGUGCCAUGUCACUUCCCUUGCACUGCUAUGUUCUUACAAGCAUGUAGUUGUCAAUUUCUUCAAGUUAAGAUGCCGUACCAGAAAAGUCUGGACAUAACCUUAAGUCUGUAGAUUCCAGUCUUGGGGGACUUUCCAGAUCUAGUACCGUGGCUAGUCUAGAUACGGACUCCACAAAAAGUUCAGGACAAAGCAAUAGUAAUUCUGAUACGUGUGCAGAAUUCAGAGUUAAAUACGUUGGUGCCAUUGAAAAAUUGAAAUAUAAUGAGAGCAAAAGUCUCGAAGGGCCGUUGGACUUGAUAAAUUACAUAGAUGUUGCACAGCAAGAUGGAAAGUUACCUUUUGUUCCAGGUGAAGAGGAGUUCAUUAUGGGAGUUUCCAAAUACGGCAUUAAAGUUUCAACGUCUGAUCAGUAUGAUGUGUUACAUAGGCACGCUCUCUAUUUAAUUGUACGGAUGGUCUGCUAUGAUGAUGGUCUGGGAGCAGGAAAAAGUUUACUGGCUUUGAAGACAACAGAUGCAGCCUCUGAAGAAUGCAGCCUCUGGGUGUAUCAGUGCAAUAGUUUGGAACAAGCACAAGCUAUUUGUAAAGUGUUAUCCACAGCCUUUGAUUCAGUUUUAAUGUCAGAGAAAUCCUGAUUUUCUUCAGCAGCACAUGACUGUGUAGUACAAGAGGCCUUUGUCUUGGGAGGAAAUGGGGCUACUGUGGGACAGAUGCCACAGACUGGCUGUAGCUACACACAGACCUAGAGAAGACUUGCUGUGCAAAGAAGAGCCAUGCAACCUUGCACUUGGUACUUUGUCAUUCCGCAAACACGACUUGAAGAAAUUAUUCCAUCUCCAGUUUCCAGGACAAUACAGAAUUUUAUAUUUAACAUGACUUUUUUUUUUUUUUCCUAAAACGUGUUUUGUAUAUUAAUGUCAAUAUUGUAGAAAUGUAAAAUAAACCUGAGACUUGCUUCUGUUGCUUUGUCUGAAAAA